This is a messenger RNA of Malania oleifera, 1180 nucleotides long. Its product is annotated as 6,7-dimethyl-8-ribityllumazine synthase, chloroplastic. Gene Ontology annotation, biological process: riboflavin biosynthetic process. The record is from RefSeq and is a predicted model, not a curated record. Lineage: Eukaryota; Viridiplantae; Streptophyta; Magnoliopsida; Santalales; Ximeniaceae. Gene Ontology annotation, molecular function: 6,7-dimethyl-8-ribityllumazine synthase activity. Gene Ontology annotation, cellular component: intracellular anatomical structure; riboflavin synthase complex. The coding region runs from base 259 to 927 and encodes 222 amino acids. The transcript is spliced from 9 exons.
GCUGAUCAUAGCCCUGAUUGUCUGAAGUUGAAUAAUUAGUUUAGUUUUUUUAGAAAAAAUUAUACAUGCUAGUGCUAGUUUUUUUCUAGGCAUCGCGAUGUCUGAGGCGACGACUAACAGCGCAAUCUUUGCUGCCGGUGGUAGCAGAAGACUAGCUAAGUAGUGAAAAGCUCAUUGACGCUUGCUCAUCUUCGCUUGUUCAUUACCCAAGUCGUCUUCUUCCAUUCGCCAGCCUCCCCCUUGGAUUAAUAAUAACGAAUGGCUUCGUUUGCUGCGAACCAGAGUUGCUUCUUCGCCGGCUCGCUGCCGCAUCAGCUUCAUCCCGCCGUUUCCUACAGGUCAACGAUCUUCUCAUUUUCAUCUUCAUCUUCAUCUACGUCCAAGCAAGGGUUUCCUUCCAACAUUGCCGUUGAGCGGACCAAGGAUCGUUCGUCAUUUGCACAGACUGCGGCUGUUCGACAUCUCACGGGAUCCCUUACCAAAACUGAGGGAUUUCGCUUUGCUGUGGUUGUAGCACGGUUUAACGAGAUUGUGACGAAGCGGUUGUUGGAAGGAGCUUUGGAAACCUUUGCUAAAUAUUCAGUUAGAGAAGACGACAUUGAUGUUGUUUGGGUUCCCGGUAGUUUUGAAAUUGGUGUUGUUGCUGAAAGGCUUGGGAAGUCACAGAAAUAUCAAGCAAUUUUAUGUAUUGGAGCUGUGAUAAGAGGUGAUACUUCUCACUAUGAUGCUGUUGUUAAUUCAGCGGCCUCUGGGGUGCUUUCAGCUGGUUUGAACUCAGGAGUUCCAUGCAUAUUUGGCGUCUUGACUUGUGAUAACAUGGAGCAGGCUUUAAAUCGAGCUGGAGGAAAAUCUGGGAAUAAAGGUUCUGAGGCUGCCUUGACAGCUAUUGAAAUGGCAUCUUUGUUUGAGCACCAUCUGAAGCAGUAGGGAUGAUCAUGGCCUUGAUCUUGUACUUACGCAUACAAGCCAGAAUGUUGCUAUCAGAGGUCAACAGAACAAAGUGCAAAGAGUACCUGGCAUCUGUCUGUUGUUUCAUUUUUGGUUUUCUAGAUGCUGUUAGUGUCGAAACCACCCAACCAUGAAUGGAGAAUACUUCAAAAUGUUUAUCCAAACAAGUCCUACCCGUGACGUAUGAGAAUAAUUUUGUUUCUCGUGUAAUAAAUUGCUUGAAUUUUCCCAA